Messenger RNA from Adineta steineri, 393 nucleotides. The record is from the annotation of a GenBank genome assembly. Lineage: Eukaryota; Metazoa; Rotifera; Eurotatoria; Adinetida; Adinetidae.
AUGAUGCCGUAUCUAUCUUUAUUUAUCGUAUUAAUUUUUUGUUCAUUGUCAAUCGAAAAUAAUAAUCAUAUUCUUAUUAUUGCUCUACCUACAAUUAGUCAUAUGCUGCCUUCAUUAGAACUUGCUAAACAACUAUCAACUCAUUGUCAUGUUACAUAUCCUAUUUCAGCAAAUAAAAUCAAGGAACUCGAAAGUAAAGGUUUUAUUCCCAUCUCCAACGUUAACAGAACACUUGAUAUUGAUGGAAAUGAUGAUUUACUUGAAUUUGAACUUCAAGAUUUUCAAAUUAAAUUGAACAAUACGACAAAGAUAAGUCCUGACAAUCGUCAAAAAUUGAUAUUUAAUAAUGUAAUCAAUCGAAUGGGUACAGCACUCAAUCGAUUAUUUCAUUAA